Trachymyrmex cornetzi is the source of this 537-nucleotide messenger RNA. Its product is annotated as gustatory receptor for bitter taste 66a. NCBI's taxonomy places the organism in Eukaryota, Metazoa, Arthropoda, Insecta, Hymenoptera, Formicidae. The coding region runs from base 1 to 537 and encodes 178 amino acids. Gene Ontology annotation, biological process: sensory perception of taste; chemosensory behavior; male courtship behavior. The record is from RefSeq and is a predicted model, not a curated record. The transcript has 5 exons. Gene Ontology annotation, cellular component: axon; neuronal cell body; membrane.
AUGGCAAAAUGUCAGGAACGUAAACAUCUGUUACAGAUAAUCAAACAGGUGCAUUUGGAGUUGUGUAAAAUAACAAAAAUGGUAUGCACUAUCCUCGGAGUACAGAUAGCUUGGGAGAUAGGAGAAAUUAUUGUAAUUCUCACUGGAUCACUUUACUAUUUCUACAUUCGAUACAUUACACAGCAGUAUAAAGCUUUGUUAGAGCAAACAAUUUUGAUAUUAGCAUUCAGUUUUAUGAGCAUUUUGAAAACCAUUUAUUUGGGUUGCGUUUGCAAGAAUGCCACUAAUGAGGCAAACAAAACCAUUGAAAUCAUUCACGCUAUUUAUGGAUGCGACGCAGAUACUGAUAUGCAGGAGGAAAUUCAACAGUUCAGUAUUCAAAUUUUACAAAGUCAGGUGACAUUCUUUGUUUAUGGUAUAACUCUGGAUAAUCGUAUCUUAAGCUCGAUUUUGAAAAGUGUAUCGACCUACGUAGUUAUCAUGAUACAAAUGAGUCAUUCGCUGGAAUUGAACGAUAAUGUGCAAUUAGAUGAAUAA